This is a messenger RNA of Doryrhamphus excisus (bluestripe pipefish), 1834 nucleotides long. The record is from RefSeq and is a predicted model, not a curated record. NCBI's taxonomy places the organism in Eukaryota, Metazoa, Chordata, Actinopteri, Syngnathiformes, Syngnathidae.
GGGCAUUGCGAGAUUGCUUGCUGCUAAUAUUCUAUUUAAAACUCAUGCUGCGAUACUCAUUAUAAGUCAGCAUAAAUAUAUAAUUUAUUCUUAAAAUAAUUAAGCAAUUUUUUUUACUCUUAUAUAUUUUCGAAAAGCAAAUAAUCACCACGGAUUAUAUGAUCGACUCCCCCUUGAAAGUAGACCCAGAGGACGUAAACAUAGAGAGGCGCAUAUAAUCACGACUCUUUAAGUCCGUGGACGAGCUAACUAAUUAAGCAAUAUUUACUGCUAUUGUGCAACGUUUCGGUGAACAUUCGUAUUAGUUCCAACAAGAAAAGCAGCAUCUUUCGCGGGGAAAAUGAGCAAUAUUUAUAUUCAAGAACCACCCACGAAUGGAAAGGUCUUGUUGAAGACCACUGCGGGUGACAUUGACAUCGAGCUGUGGGCCAAGGAAACUCCUACAGCAUGCAGGAACUUUGUGCAACUGUGUAUGGAAGGUUACUACGAUGGAACCAAAUUCCACAGAGUGGUGCCUGAAUUCAUAGUCCAGGGUGGGGAUCCAACUGGGACCGGGACAGGAGGAGAGUCCAUAUAUGGGAGGACGUUCAAGGAUGAAUUUCACUCCAGAUUGCGCUUCAAUCGGAGAGGUUUGGUUGCCAUGGCGAACGCCGGGCCGCACGAUAACGGCAGUCAGUUCUUCUUCACUCUGGGCCGCGCGGACGAGCUCAACAACAAACACACCAUAUUCGGCAAGGUGACGGGGGACACGGUGUAUAACAUGCUCAGGCUGGCGGAGGUGGAGUGUGAUGGCGACGAACGGCCUUUAAAUCCUCACAAGAUAAAAACCACUGAAGUGUUGCAUUCACCUUUUGAUGACAUUGAACCUCGGGAAACAAAGAAGGGAAAAAAGGAGAAAGAUAAGGAAGAAGGAAAGAAAUCACAGUCAAAAGCCACGAAGAACUUCAGUCUGUUGUCAUUCGGGGAGGAGGCUGAAGAGGACGAGGAGAUGGUCAAUCAAGUCAGUCAGAGCCUGAAGGGGAAAAGCAAAAGCAGUCACGACCUCCUGAAGGACGACCCCAGACUGAGCUCCGUUCCAGUUGUGGACAAAGGAGAGAAGGCAUCUGCAGAUGAAUCCCAGGAUGACAGCGAUGAGAAGACAAUGGAGCUGGUCCGAGCGAAGCUGCAGAAAGGCGAGAAAGCGAGGGAGCCUGACGAUGACGAAGAAAGAGGGAAGAAGAGCAAUCGGAGUGAAGAGUUGCGCAAAGAAGUACGCCAGUUGAAGAAGGAGCUGAAGGCGUUGAAGCAAAGAGAAGAUGGACCCAAGCCUGUUGUGGAGGACGUCAAGGAAGAGGUGAAAAAACCCUCCAGCGAGGCCGUCGCCGAGUAUCUGGAGGAGAGGAAGAAGUACGAGGAGCUGAGGAAAGGCAAGAAGAAGAAAGGCUCGGGCAGAGAAGAGCAGACGAUGGAUCUGCUCAACCGCUUUAAGUCCAAGUUGUCGACGGCCAUCAACGACGCUCCCGAGGUGGAGGAGGACGAGGAGGAGCUUGCCGAGGAUGACGACAGAGGCUGGCUGGGCCACGUUCUGCAGUGUGACGAGCAGACCCACAAAGUCAAAGACGCCAACAUGCAGGACGAGGACACCUUCGAGAUCUACGACCCCCGCAACCCCGUCAACAAGCGGCGGCGGGAGGAGAGCAAGAAAAUAAUGAAGGAGAAGAAGGCCAAGAGGUGAGGAUGUGGCGGGUCGAGGUCGUGGCUCAGGAUUUAGGAUGCGGACUGUCAUGGCGAUGGUCGUCAUGUGAUGAUGUUGGCGAGCAACGUGUGCUAAAUAAACACGCGUGCUAACAAGCAA